CAUGUGCGCAUGCGUGGUGUCGUUGCCAGGAACUGGCCUGGCUACUGUUCCUGCUGCCGCUGGUGGCGCGGCGGGCUGAGGAGGUCUGUGUCGGGCAAGGCGGCGGCAGCAGCUCAGGGACCCCGAGGGUGAAGCUGAUGCCUUGCGGGGCCGAGCGCUGCUGCUCGUGGCUGAGUCUUCCCCACCCGGCUGGGGAUGCUGAGUAAAGGGACGCUGCAGCGCCUGCUGUCUGCCAUCAAUAGGAGACGGAGGAUGAAGCUGUUGAUGGGGCUCGCUCUGGUCGCCUAUGUCGUCUCUGUAUGGGGAAAUGUGCUCAACAUGAGCAGGUUUAUCCAGGAUAAUGGGGAUCAAAAAGUAGAAAAUAAAAUUGAAGAGGUUAUUGCACCUCUAAGGGAAAAGAUCCGAGAAUUAGAGAAAAGUUUUACUCAGAAGUACCCACCAGUGAAGUUCUUAUCAGAAAAGGACCGUAAAAGAAUUUUGAUAACUGGAGGAGCAGGGUUUGUGGGUUCUCAUCUUACUGACAAACUAAUGAUGGAUGGCCAUGAAGUUACAGUUGUGGACAACUUCUUUACGGGCAGGAAAAGAAACGUGGAACACUGGAUUGGCCACGAGAACUUUGAACUGAUUAAUCAUGAUGUCGUAGAGCCCCUGUACAUUGAAGUGGACCAGAUUUAUCAUUUGGCUUCUCCAGCUUCUCCUCCAAAUUAUAUGUAUAAUCCCAUAAAGACAUUAAAGACAAACACAAUUGGAACAUUAAAUAUGUUAGGUUUAGCAAAACGUGUUGGAGCCCGUCUUCUCCUUGCAUCCACUUCUGAAGUGUAUGGAGAUCCUGAAGUUCACCCACAAAAUGAAGAUUACUGGGGUCAUGUGAAUCCUAUAGGACCUAGAGCAUGUUAUGAUGAAGGAAAGAGAGUUGCUGAAACCAUGUGCUAUGCCUAUAUGAAGCAGGAAGGUGUUGAAGUAAGAGUUGCCCGAAUCUUCAAUACAUUUGGUCCCCGGAUGCACAUGAAUGAUGGCAGAGUUGUUAGUAACUUUAUCUUGCAAGCUCUUCAAGGAGAACCCUUAACUGUAUAUGGGCCUGGCACUCAAACCAGAGCAUUCCAGUAUGUCAGUGACCUUGUGAAUGGGCUCGUGGCCUUAAUGAAUAGCAACGUUAGCAGUCCUGUUAACUUGGGGAAUCCAGAGGAACAUUCUAUUCUAGAAUUUGCCCAGUUAAUUAAAAAGCUUGUGGGCAGUGGAAGUGAAAUCCAGUUUCUGUCAGAAGCCCAAGAUGAUCCUCAAAAAAGGAAGCCAGAUAUCAAGAAAGCCAAAUUAUUGCUUGGUUGGGAACCUGUGGUUCCAUUGGAAGAAGGUUUAAAUAAAGCAAUUCAUUAUUUUCGGAAAGAACUGGAAUAUCAAGCAAAUAACCAAUAUAUUCCUAAACCAAAACCUGCUAGGAUAAAAAAAGGAAGAAGCAGACAUAACUAAAAAUUCAAUUGGACAAGAAAUGACAUUUCUUACCUUGAAUUUGAGAAGAUGUCAUAUGUCUUUUGGUAAAGACUUCAGAACAGGUAUCAUGAAGAAAAAAAAACUGGAAUUUCACUCUGAAGCUUGCUUUAAAGAAGUGGAUGUGCCUCAACAAGAAAACUGCAGUUCUUGCCUUGCACUUUUUAAAUCUGUCUUUUUAUGUAAAAUAGAUGCAUCCUUUUUUAGUAUCUUCAGGUUUUAUAUCUUGCUGUGAGAUCAUUUGUUAUAACUGUCCUUGACAGUUUUAUUUACUGGUUUCUUUGUGAAGCUGCGCAUAUGAUAAGAAGGGCAGAUUUGCCAAUUUAUUUAUAAAAUGGGUACUUUAAAUGAGAGAGACUAUGCAUAAAGAAAAACAAAGUAGCAGUAUUGUCAGAUGACAAACACUGGCAUUUAGAAAAUAUCUGUACAAGAGUUUUAUGUAUUCUUUAAACCCAUUCCCCUCCCCCAUCCAACAUUUAGUUCUAGUUGCACACUUGAAUUUGAACUAUUUCCACUGAUAAAUGCUAUUUUAAAUCACUACUGUAUUGUGCAUACUCUGGGCAAAAGUUAAUGUAUUAUUGGCUACCAGUGGUUGAAUAUGCUAUUUUAAUAAAACACUGAACCUUACAGAUUUAAGUAAAAAAAAGUCUGUGGUUGUGGACAUAUUAUUAUACAGUUAUAGCAGACUGAUGUAACAUCUGCCUCUGAGUAACUGAUUCUUUUAAACAAUAUUAUGUAAGUUUUUAGAUAGGAUACCUUUUGAUGAAUACAGUUCAAUUACAAAUAAUCCUGUGGAGUUAAAUUAAAAAUCAAGUAGAACUGGUAGUGGGUUUCAAUUUUGGCCGCUACUGGUUAACACGUGGGUGCGCUCGCAACACUUCUGCGCAUGCGCAGAGACAUCCAGGAGGGAGGGUGGAGCUUCCCGCCACCAUCGGUUCACCCAAUCUGGGGCGAACCGGUAACAGCCCACCACUGAGUAGAACCAUACAGGUAGUCCUCAACCUAUGAUCACAAUUGGCGUCACAAGUUCCAUUGCCUAGCAAGAUAGUUGUUAAGUGAGCCAUGCCCAAUAUUACAACCAUUUCUGCCACAGUUGUUAAGCAGAUUACUUGCAGUCAUUAAGCAUACCAUUGAUCAGUGAAUCCAGCUUCUCCCGUUGACUUUGUCAGAAACUAGCUGGGUAGGUCACAAGGGAUGAUCAUAUGACCCCAGGAUGCUGCCAUCAUUGUAAACCCAUGCCAGUAGCCAAGUGACCAGAUUUUAAUCAUGUGACUACGGGGAUGCUGUGACUGUUACAAGUGUAAGGACUGCUUGUAAACCACUUUUUUGAAUGUGUUGUAAUUUCAAAGGGUAGCUAAAGGAAAGGCUGUACAUUGAGGACUUCCUGUAUGGAUAAAAUUCAGUGAACGACUUCUGCUCCCGUCUGUGGAAUGCAGAAUCUUCUGUCUGCUCUCAAAGCCCGGUCUGGGUUGUGCGGGAUCUUAAAGAAUACAAAUUUUUUUUUUUUCAUUUAUAUCCCGCCCUUCUCCGAAGACUCAGGGCGGCUUACAUUGUGUUAAGCAAUACAAAUCAAACUGGGAAGGAGAAAGACGAGGAAAUAUGGAUAAUGUCUCUUUUCUGUUCUAUAAAUUAUAUUGCUAUUUCCAGUAGUAAUCUACUUUUAGCAAAAAAAAAAAAAAAACCAACAACGAAGAAUCAGGGCCACUUCCACAAAAAUUUUAACUAAUUUUAACUAGGGCCUCUGGUGGCUCAGACUGCUAAGACAGUCUGUUAUUAACACAGCUGCUUGCAAUUACUGCAGGUUCAAGUCCCACCAGGCCCAAGGUUGACUCAGCCUUCCAUCCUUUAUAAGGUAGGUAAAGGUAGAUAAAAUGAGGACCCAGAUUGUUGGGGGCAAUAAGUUGACUUUGUAUAUAAUAUACAAAUGGAUGAAGACUAUUGCUUAACAUAGUGUAAGCCGCCCUGAGUCUUCGGAGAAGGGCGGGAUAUAAAUGCAAAUAAAAAUAAUAAUAAUGUAAAACCUCUGGUCACAACCAUAAUUUGUUCCAUAACUUUGGUCGCAAACCUAAUUUUGGAAAUUUAAUCCUUACCCCCCCCCCCCAAAAAAAAAAAUGGUGCAGAAGGGGAAAUUGGCCAUGGAAGAAUGUGCAUUUUUUGGUCGGAACCCAAUUUUAUCAGCGUUCAUGACCAGAGGUUCUACUGUAUUGUUAAUAUUGACAUACCUGAAUCAAACAUUCCUACAGAAACAACAGCAUCCUGUUUUCUUUAAAAGGGAAAUGAUUUGGAAUCUUAAUCCUAUUACAAGUUUUUCAUCUUUUAAUACUGCAAAAAAUUUGAAAUGUAUAGGAGUGUAGACAGCCAGCCAACUUGUGCUGUCUUACAGGAAAGCUACAGUAACAGUUUACAGUCAUCAUCACAACAGUGUAGAGAGAAAAUCGUGUGUGUUAUCUCCAAGCCUUUGCAACAAUACUUAAUGUAAAACAAAGGAGAAAACUCUUUUGAUGAUUUGAGAAAACAAUUCAGUGUUUUUAAAGGAGCAAAAGUGAUAGUUCACAGAGUUCUAGCAUUGGGGUAGUGGCAACAUGAUCUGAGGUCGGGAAUAGGGAAUGUUAUCAUCGGUUCUUUGUCAUGGACAGACCAUUCCUUCUUGACCCUGAAGUUCUCUAUAAGCGGCCCCCUCUGCAGGGAAGAGGGAUCUAUUGAAUUGGAUGGCCUCAGGAAACUGAUGGGUUUCAAAGGGAACUUGAGGUUAUUCCUGAAGGUGUAACUAUGGAGAUUCUUAGUCAUCCAAGUCACGGUUGUCUCAAAGGUGCUUUUUCCCCCCCAAAAGGCCACUGGAUUAUGUUUUUUUCUUGAGACAAAGAUGACGUUGGUGCAUGGUUCAGCCAGGGCUUUAGUUACAAACUGAAAUGAGCAUUUAAGAAGACUGAAUCGCUACUCUAUGAUUGUGUGGCCUCUGUGAUUGUGGCUCCUCUAGAUUCUUUUAGUUUGUCAGGGGUCUUCAGGAGAUAUAGUGGCACGAGAGCACUGCUGGAGGAAUACAAGUCAACACAGGAAGGACUCUUUAUUAAGACAAAAUGAGCUCACUUCUUUACUCUUAUUGUAUCUGCAUACAGACAACCAGCAGCUUUAUUCUAGACUCACUAGACUCCUUCUAGGUAAGUAGCACCCGU
Molecule: messenger RNA, 4658 nt
Organism: Ahaetulla prasina
Lineage: Eukaryota; Metazoa; Chordata; Lepidosauria; Squamata; Colubridae
Gene: UXS1
Product: UDP-glucuronate decarboxylase 1
Exons: 15
Coding region: 196-1467 (423 amino acids)
Biological process (GO): D-xylose metabolic process
Cellular component (GO): cytoplasm
Molecular function (GO): UDP-glucuronate decarboxylase activity; NAD+ binding
Source: RefSeq, a predicted model, not a curated record